AUGGGAGACCAACCACACCCGCUACCAAAUACUGGCCAGGGGUCCUCAGAAUUAGACGGCUGCCCAUUCACCUUUCACUGCUCUCCACCUAGCUCAAGUGGCGAGAGCUGCAUUGAACCCGAUCCCCAGGCCGAAAGCAUGAUGGACUCGUCUAUGUCAUUAACCGAAAGCGUUUACAAUUUUCCGCGCCUUUUUGGCCGUACCUAUCACGCAUAUAGAGAAGGAUCGUAUGCUUUUCCCAACGAUAAACCAGAGAUAGAACGGUUGGCUUUGCAAGAUGCGAUAUUCAUGAAAAUCAUGAACAACAGGCUCUAUUUUGCACCGCUAAAUGACCAACCUCCCAAGCGAGUUUUGGACAUUGCUACUGGUGCAGGGGACUGGGCCAUUGCAAUGGGCGAUCGUUUCCCAAAUGCAAAAGUCAUGGCUACAGACCUGUCGCCAAUUCAGCCAGAGACUGUCCCUGAAAAUGUCGAAUUUUAUGUGGAAGAUUCGUCCGAACCAUGGGACUAUAGUGAAUCUUUCGACUACAUUCAUACCAAGACGACGGGUGCGUGUUGGGAGUCGUUCGAGACUCAGAUUGCCCAACAGGCCUUUGAUACGCUGACGCCCGGCGGAUGGCUCGAGUCUCAGGAGAUUCUUCCCGUACCACACUGCGACGAUGGGACUCUCAAGCCAGACAGUGCACUGGGGUUAUGGUUUCGUGACUUUUUAAACGCUGCGGCUGAGGCUCGGCGACCGGUGACAGAAGCAUGCAACCUUCGAAGCAUAUAUGAGCGCGUGGGUUUCGUUGAUAUCCAUGAGCGUGUUUACAAGAUCCCACUGAACGGAUGGGCCAAAGAUGCAAAGCUAAAGGAAGUUGGUAAGAUGAUGGAGCUGAACAUGCAGAUGGGGCUGAGUGCCUUCUCGCUGGGCCUGUUUAGCCGCAUCUAUGGGCAAACGCCCGAACAGAUUGAGGUAUCGCUUGUUGAGGUUCGACGAGACGUAUCCGAUCCAUCGAUCCACGCCUAUCUGCCUUUUUAUGUCGUCUGGGGUAGAAAGCCAUUCCCAGGUCAAAUAUAA
This is a messenger RNA of Trichoderma asperellum CBS 433.97, 1059 nucleotides long. RefSeq lists its product as uncharacterized. The record is from RefSeq and is a predicted model, not a curated record. Gene Ontology annotation, molecular function: methyltransferase activity. Lineage: Eukaryota; Fungi; Ascomycota; Sordariomycetes; Hypocreales; Hypocreaceae.